AUCUCUUGAUUCGCACAACCUGCGGCCACAAAUGUGUGUGCGCCAAUUACAGGGAAUUGCCGCACAGCUUAAAUUAUGUGAUUGAUUAGCGGGAAAUUCGCCGGGCCGUCGUCUUAGGACGCUGUUAAUUCUAACGCUUAGUUAGGCAACCGAGACUGUUUAGGCCGUGGGCGGUUGGGCAUGCAUUAUCCGGAUGUGGCGUCGUAUCUGUGACCAGUUCUCAGUAUUAAGCCAAUUGACCCUGCAUUACGGGGUGUCAGACCUGUUAUGAUAUUUUCAAGAUAAUUCAAUUUAUUUUCAAUUUAACGACCUUGAUCUUUUCCCCAUCAACCUACAAAUUGAACUCGCCAAGAUAUAUAGAAAGUAUUUUUUAAUAAAUACAUAUACAAAUACGUAUACAAAUUUAACUAGACACUUAUAGUUAGGAAACUACGUACAUGUGUAUGUAAUUUGAAUACGGUUUUCCGUUAAUCUAUGUACUUAUAUAACUUAAUACCUUUAAAAAAAUAAUGACAUGCUUACCGAAUAACCCCUUAAAUGGUUUAAAUGUGCGAGCUCACGAUUCCGGUGUCCACUUGUUCCAGUUUCCAUUCAGUGAAAUUCUUACGUUAUUAGUUUUCACUUAAUACAAAUUUUGACGAUAAGCUAACUUAUUUCUCACUUUGAACGAUCAGAAAUGAUUAUUUAUGUUCAAAAAUAUUUAAAAAAAACUCCUAAUUUUAUAUACAAACUGUACAAAUGUGAUUUAUAAACCUUCUUGAGUAUUUUGUCAUACUUCUUCUAUAUCCAUCGUCCCAAUUUAAUUGCUAAUUGACCGUCACUACUUUGACCCUUGACCCAAAUGAAAUUUAUCCCGUUUUCCAACACUUUUGCUCGUUAAAACCUAACCUAACCUAAUAGUUCUGAAAAGUAAUACAAAAUUAAACAAAAUUAAUACAAUAAGUGCGUUAUAAACAGCUUCACCUUAUAGGCUUGACAGUUCCCACAACACAGGUUAACUUGCAGAUUUUCACACACUCUAAUGGCAACCUGUGUCGAUAACAAAAACUGUAUCAAUGAGAAAGCUAAAGAAAUUAACUUUUCUCUGACCAAAGAAAAGGUGUCCGCCUGGCGUGCCAACUUCUACGGCACACCGCAUAAUCGCCUAGCCCAGAAUGUGUGCACAUCCCGCGAUCCCAUGCAGGUGGCCCUCAACUCCCCGGUGGUGCAUAACUCCUUAGGAACAGGAGUAAAAACGUGGCACACGGUAACCGGGCCGGGAAAAGCAACCACCGGCGGUCCCGGAUGGAUUUGCACAGGUUUGGAUAUGCUACGUCUGGGAAUGGACAAAAAGAUUCCACUGCCCGUGGAUUUUGAGCUUUCUGCGGGUCAUUUGUUCUUCUACCACAAAUUGGAGCGAUGCAACUACUUCUUGAGGAAAGUCUGUGAGCUGCUGGAGACAGACGAGCCUCUGGACGGACGAUUGUUUAAUCACCUGAUGAAAAACGCAGUCCCAGACGGUGGGAACUUUCAUAUGUUCAUGAAUCUGGUCAAGAAGUAUGGUGUUAUGCCUCGAGCAUGUUACCUGCACAACCUCAGUUCGAUGACCAAAGUCAACAAGAUACUAAGGAGCAAGCUCCGUGAGUACGCCUGCCGGCUUCAUACCCAGUUCUCCCUCGAUGGAGACUGCAGAAGCCUUCCGGAAAUCAUUGACGGCAUGCUGCCGAAUCUCUACAACGUGCUGGUCAUCUGCGUGGGGGAGCCGCCUUUGGAAUUCACCUGGGAGUUCUAUGACCAAAAGAAACGCUACCAGUGCCUAAAGGACCUAAAUUCGAUGAAUUUCUAUGAGGUUAUGGUGGGACCCACCCUUAAUCUUGACUCUUGCGUUUCCCUGGCUCAUGAUCCUCGAGCGACUUCCAGCUAUAAUUCCAACUACGAAGUGGUCCACAGCUCCAACAUGAUUGGGGCAAAGGACCACGUCUUCAACAACCAACCCAUGGACGUGAUAAUGAAGAUCAUAGCGGACGCUCUGACCAGUGAAAGUACAGUGUGGCUGGGCUGUGAUCUGCGCCACCGGUUCAGGGCCAAGCCAUUAGCUUUGAGCCUGAAAACCUACAUGUUUGAUAUGGUGUUUGACGUUGAUGUGGGCAGCACGCUCACGAAGGCGGAGAGACUAAUUUACAAGGAAUCACGUCAAGAUUCAGCUAUACUUCUAACGGGUUUAGGAUUGGAUUCUUCUGAGCAGUCGGUGCAAUUCAGCACCAUUUCGGCAUCGGUUCUCGGAAAGGUUCCGUCAGCGAAGAAUAAGACCUUCACUAUUGACGCAGACUGGUUGAGGGAAUACGCCUUCGAGAUUGUGGUUAACGAGAAAUUUGUUCCACAGGAUGUUCUGGAUGCCACCAAACUUUCAGACGUAAAGCCGCUGCCUCCUUGGGAUCCCAUGGGCGCCUUGUAUGCAUAAAUCGUCAACUUUAAGUAGCCAAUGAUCUAAGAUUACUACCACUGCUUAAAUUAAACUCUACAAAUUAUGGUUGACUUUUUGUAUAAUUCUCGACUUUGGCUUAAAUGCAAGAACUAGUAAUAAAACUCUUUGACAGAUGUAAAGCUAUUUCCAUCAAGUACUUAAAGCAGCUCAAACUGAAGUGUCCUGUCUUGUAUAAAAUUAUUUAAAAAUCCCCCCAACGUUGCCGCCUUUCAGGCAGUUGUUGUCAUCGUCACCGAGGCGCGACCUUCACUAAGUUUUUCGGGAAUCGGUCCUACGUGCCCGGCAUGCCUAAUUAGGCAUUAGAGAGUUGCCCGGGAGUCCGGGUGCUGGUUGGAGUAGCCGGCAAGACGGCAACUGUUUUCGUCUUAAGGGAUUUGCGCUAAGGAAUUUGACUUUGCGAAUAAUAAAAACAACAUUUAUCUUCGACUUUAAGGCCAGUCUUUAUUUUAUUAAAUUUGUAACAAUUACUUCUAGAAAUCUGCUAGCU
Molecule: messenger RNA, 2951 nt
Organism: Drosophila kikkawai
Lineage: Eukaryota; Metazoa; Arthropoda; Insecta; Diptera; Drosophilidae
Product: bleomycin hydrolase
Biological process (GO): proteolysis
Cellular component (GO): cytoplasm
Molecular function (GO): cysteine-type aminopeptidase activity
Source: RefSeq, a predicted model, not a curated record